Molecule: messenger RNA, 2524 nt
Organism: Melozone crissalis (California towhee)
Lineage: Eukaryota; Metazoa; Chordata; Aves; Passeriformes; Passerellidae
Product: deoxyribodipyrimidine photo-lyase-like
Exons: 10
Coding region: 102-1610 (502 amino acids)
Biological process (GO): photoreactive repair
Molecular function (GO): deoxyribodipyrimidine photo-lyase activity
Source: RefSeq, a predicted model, not a curated record
GGCUUGUGUAACACUCGGGCCGCGUGGCUGCCAGUGGGGACCGGCACCGGCACCGGCACCUGGAGCCCAGCGCAGCCACGCUGCUCCGGGCGGCGCUGAGGAUGCGGCGAGCGCGGGGGAAGCGGAAGGCCGAGGCCACGGAGGUGCCGUGCGUGAAUCGGAGGAGGACGGAGGCAGAGGAGGCGAUACAGGAGGCCCGGCGGAGGGCGGCCCCGUCCGUUCGAGAGUUCAAGUACAACAAAAAGCGGGUUCGCCUUGUCUCGCAGGGCUCGGACCUGAAGGAUGAUGCUCGGUGCAUCCUUUACUGGAUGUGCCGGGAUCAGCGAGUGCAAGAUAAUUGGGCUUUCCUCUACGCCCAGCGCCUGGCCCUCAAACAGGAGCUGCCUCUGCACGUCUGCUUCUGCUUGGUGCCCAAAUUUCUGGAGGCCACCAUCCGCCACUACAGGUUCAUGCUGAGGGGCCUGCAGGAGGUAGCAGAGGAGUGUGCAGAGCUGAACAUCUCCUUCCACUUGCUGCUGGGCUAUGCCAAGGAUGUGCUGCCCGCGUUUGUGACGGAGCAUGGCGUGGGUGGGCUGGUGACAGACUUCAGUCCCCUCCGCCUCCCCCGGCAGUGGGUAGAGGACGUCAGGGAACGCUUGCCAGAGGAUGUGCCGUUUGCACAGGUUGAUGCCCACAACAUCGUGCCCUGCUGGGUUGCCUCCCCCAAGCAGGAGUACAGCGCCAGGACCAUCCGGGGCAAGAUCCAUGCUCAGCUUCCCGAGUUCCUCACUGAGUUUCCCCCUGUUGUUCGUCACCCGCAUCCGCCCUCCUGCCCAGCAGAGCCCAUUGCUUGGGAGGCCUGUUAUUCCAGCUUGCAGGUGGACCACACCGUGAAGGAGGUGGAGUGGGCAACCCCUGGCACAGCUGCAGGGAUGGCUGUGCUCAAGUCCUUCAUUGCAGAGCGACUGAAAUCCUUCAGCAGCCACAGGAAUGAUCCCAACAAGGCGGCUCUCAGCAACCUCUCCCCAUGGCUUCACUUCGGCCAGGUUUCCACCCAAAGAGCCAUCCUGGAGGUGCAGAAGCAGCGGCGCAGUUACAAGGACUCGGUGGAUGCGUUCGUGGAGGAGGCUGUGGUGCGGCGGGAGCUGGCUGAAAACUUCUGCUACUACAAUGAGAACUACGACAGUGUGCAGGGUGCCUAUGACUGGGCACAAACCACCCUGAAGGUCCAUGCCAAAGACAAGAGGCCUUAUCUGUACAGUCUGCAGGAGCUGGAGCAGGGGACCACACAUGACCCACUCUGGAACGCCGCCCAGCUGCAGAUGGUCCGGGAGGGCAAGAUGCACGGCUUCCUGCGGAUGUACUGGGCCAAGAAGAUCCUGGAGUGGACGCGCUCCCCUGAGGAGGCCCUGCAGUUUGCCAUCUACCUCAACGACCGCUACGAGCUGGACGGGAGGGACCCCAAUGGAUACGUAGGCUGCCUGUGGUCCAUCUGUGGCAUUCACGACCAGGGCUGGGCGGAGCGGCCGGUCUUCGGCAAGAUUCGCUACAUGAACUACGCCGGCUGCAAGCGCAAGUUUGACGUGGAGCAGUUUGAGCGUCGCUACAGCCCCACACACUCCCAGCUGUGACACCCUCUGGGCUGGGCAGAUGUGCCUUGGCCCAGCUGCCAGCUUGCAGGGGUCACCCUGGGAUAUCAAAGGGCUCCCUGUAGCAGCAGCAAGCUCCAGGGUUUUGCAGGUCUUUGCCAUCACCCACUGCUCAAGUUGUCACACUGGGGCAGCUGCUGGAGCCCUUCUACUGGCACAAGGUUGCUGGCAGCUGUGAGAGCCUAUCCUCAGCAUUCCUGUGCCUGCUAGAAACCUUUCUACAACCAAGGCCUCAGGAGUAGCCCGAGUCAUCAUUGCUGCUGGUAACCACAGCUGAGAUUUGGGUUGAGCAGGGUGUUUCUAGGGAAAAGCUCCCAGGAAGAGGCUCUUUGUGGAACCAAUGCUGGACUCUCAUUUUUUAAGUUUUAAAGUUUACAGUUUUUAUAACCUGUGUUGAUGGUGUUUAUGGGGAGGUGCACAACACUGCUGUGAAGGGAGAGCUGGGUGGCCUGGAAUAGGGAUGCAAGCAUGGACAGGGCAGCCAAGGCCAGGCCCCUGGGCCCCUCUGCCAGCAGCAAAAGCAGGCUCUGGAAGGGGACAGACAUUACAGAGAGCCCCUCACUCAGUGCCUUGCACCUCCUGCCCUGAAUCCAGUGGGCAGUUUGCAGGGGCAGGCCACAAACCAAAUUAAUUAGUCAAGGGGUAGUGACAAUAACCCCCUCCCAGUGACUGCAUCACCAGCUACAUGAGCUGUCCCUUCCAUUGUUCAGCAGCACUCCCUGCCUGCCCCAUCACCUCCAGGUGGAAUACACACCUUUACCCCACCUGAAACAACGUGACAACACAACCAGACUCCUUAUUAACGUCGUUUAUUAAGGACGGCAUUUAAUUGCUGUGCUGUGCAAUAACAAUCCCGUUGUGAGGGCUCCAGUUGAGGGCCAGGGCAGCCCCCAGAG